Molecule: messenger RNA, 558 nt
Organism: Humulus lupulus (European hop)
Lineage: Eukaryota; Viridiplantae; Streptophyta; Magnoliopsida; Rosales; Cannabaceae
Exons: 2
Coding region: 1-558 (185 amino acids)
Source: RefSeq, a predicted model, not a curated record
AUGGAAUCCAUCAAUGUUGUGUUUAGUGACUUAGACAACUUUGCUAGUUUUUCAGAAGAAGAAGAAAUCCACACUCUUGUUGACACAUUCAUUAUGCCUGUUGCAUCACAGACUACAGGUGAACUAAGUGGAUAUAAAAUUGAGGAAAUUGAUGCUACCAUUGAAACUUCUGAGACUUUCGAUGUGUCUUCCAUUCCAGAAAAUAUUGUUUCCUCUGACUUAGGAAUUCAUCAUAAAAAAGGGACCACCAACAUGGAUGCCCAAAGUUCAUCCUCUAUCCUCCAUUUGGAGCCUAAAUUUGUAAAGGAUGCCCUUAAAGAUGAGCAAUGGAUAUCUGCCAUGCAAGAUGAGUUUCAAAAAUUUGAGAGAAAUGAAGUGUGGACCCUUGUUCCUCAUCCUUUGGGUGCCAACAUCAUUGGUACUAAGUGGAUAUUCAGAAAUAAGACUGAUGAAGUGGGAAAUGUGGUGUGCAAAAAAGCCAUAUUAGUUGCUCAGGGGUAUACUCAGAUUGAGGGAGUAGACUUUGAGGAAACAUUUGCACUGAUGGCUAGAUUGUAA